ACUGUUGCCUUCCUCUUCUCGAGGGUUGUCCAUAGAAGAGACACCACACCUGAGCGAGGAAUCGUCGAGCUCUCAGUGUCCCAACUUUGUUCAAUAAAUGAAGACGUGAAGAACUACGCUCCGAAAAGAAGCACCAAAAAAAGAGACUUUGAAAAAGUAUCACCCGAUAAAAGACAGUUGAAAUCAGAACAUCAUGGAUGAUCUGUUUGCCGUUGCUGAAGGUGAAUUGCAUUGCCAUGAAUCCAUUGUGUUGACCGAUAGUCGGUCAUAUGAGGACCAGGUGCUACUUAAGGAUCGACGAGUCCUUGAAAACAUUCUCAAUCGUCAGCAGGAUUCUCGGCACGGAAUCGUCAACUACUUCAACACAGUGCAAAGUGAAAUCAAACCCCAUAUGCGGAAGAUUGUCUCGGAUUGGAUGCUCGAGGUCUGCGAGGAGCAACAGUGUCAUCCCGAGGUGUUCUCUUUGGCCAUCAACUACAUGGACCGAUUCCUAAGUCAGCUCUCCCUCCAGAAACACCAGUUCCAACUUCUGGCUAGUGUGUGUCUCUUCUUGGCCUCCAAAUUCAAGGAGACAAACCCACUUCCGGCCGAAAACCUGGUCAUCUACACCGACAACAGUAUUUCCACCCAUGAGAUCACGCAAUGGGAACUGUUGGUACUCGAUGUGCUCAAUUGGGAUCUCUCAGCUGUCACACCUUACAGUAUAUUGGACCACCUUCUUCGAACUCUGGAGUUUGAUCCCAAGUUUCAAGUCGAGACCGUCCGUCGUCAUUCCGAGACCUUUGUGGCCUUGGCUGCCACCGAGCACGUAUUUUGUCAAACCAGCCCUGCUGUCAUCGCCGUGGCGUGUCUGGCCUCGGCUCUCCGAGGAUUGAACGCUCAAGGUCUGGACGAGAUGUUGGCCAAACUUCAAGGUCUUACCGGUGUACAAAAGAAUGCUAUCCAAGAAUGUAUGGACAAAGUGGAAAUCUCCAUCAGUCUCAGCAUGUCUGGAGUCAGCUUCCAACCCACCAAUUCGUCUCCAGCGGUGGCACCAAACCAACAAUCAACUCAUUCCUCCACCAAAAUUAUCCCUCAACAACCAGGAUACUACCAACACUCCACCACGCCGACUGAUAUCAUGGAAAUAUCCUCGACCUGUGUCUUUUAAGGCGAUGAGAAGAGUAAUUCAAUCCAAAAGCCAACCGACAACGUUGCGUUGUUGCCUCUCAACCGUUAGUCAUAUUUGCCCCCUCGAUUCUCAUCUUGUUCUCCAAAUGAAUAAUUGCUCUUCUUUUGGAUCCCAUAUUCAUCCAGUUACAGUAUUUCUAUAUUUCAUGGGCAUGGAUCUCGUCAAGGAUUCCUUAUAAAUUUUUUGGAAGUCCCCUAAUUCAAAAUCUCGUGCGUUUGCAAGAUGUUUUGUGCUCUUAUCUCAACGUUGUUGUAUUUGUUCUACGUGCAGAACAACGACUCGAGGGGUAAACUUACCUUUAGCUCGUUGGGCUCGCACGUAGUUUCAUCAUCACUAUUUUUGUUGUUAUGUACCUGAUUUCAUAUAUGAAAGAAAAGCCAAAUAGAAUUGAAAUAAAUUAUGUGAUUAUCCAAUGGAAAAUUGCCUCUCUCCAUCUCUGAUCCAAUUCCGCUCGUUCCCAUGAGUGGCGACAAGCUAGAGAUUUCCCCCCAUGAUUGGAGUCGUUGGUAGUAGCCACAUCACU
This is a messenger RNA of Tigriopus californicus, 1694 nucleotides long. Its product is annotated as G1/S-specific cyclin-D3-like. The transcript is spliced from 3 exons. Gene Ontology annotation, biological process: mitotic cell cycle phase transition; positive regulation of G1/S transition of mitotic cell cycle; regulation of cyclin-dependent protein serine/threonine kinase activity. Bases 194 to 1150 code for a protein of 318 amino acids. Gene Ontology annotation, cellular component: cyclin-dependent protein kinase holoenzyme complex; cytoplasm; nucleus. Gene Ontology annotation, molecular function: cyclin-dependent protein serine/threonine kinase regulator activity. Lineage: Eukaryota; Metazoa; Arthropoda; Copepoda; Harpacticoida; Harpacticidae. The record is from RefSeq and is a predicted model, not a curated record.